AUGCGCGAUGGCAAUGUGAAGGCGAAGCGCAAAGGCAUGCGCGACAUCGUGGAGCGACAACAACGCGACACCAUUGUGCGCCAGCAACGCGUGACAUGUAAAAGCAACGUGCGACGGAGAGGCAUCACAAACAAGGCUCGGGCAUUCUUUGUUUUCGGAGAUUCCUCUGCCGACACAGGAAAUCGUAAUCCAUUUAAUCAAACUAUAAAUGAGCCAUGGAGACGACCAUACGGUUUGACCUGGCCUUGCUAUCCUGCCGGCCAAUAUUCUUCUGGAAAAAUCCAGACAGAUUUUUGGGGGGAUAUUUUAGGGUUUCCCUCUCCCAUAGCUUAUGAGCUGCUGAGAAGUCAUGACAGUAAAGCAGCUGCAAAGAAGAUUAGACGAGGAGUAAAUUUUGCAGUUGGAGGAAGUGGAAUAUUUCAAGCCUACGGUUUCAUAACAGAAGCACAAAAGGUGAAGCAGUUUAAGAAGCUGAUAAGACAAAGUCAUGAGUUCGACUCUCAGAAGCUCUCGCAGUCUAUAGUUCUUAUCUCUGUGGUUGAUAUUCUAUUACGGGGGAGCACAAGAGUAAGAGACCUUGAUGGAGGAGUGUAUUAUGCAUCUACAGAUAGUAGUGUUCCUGAUUAUGGAUUACCAGAUGAAGCAGUUAGAGAAUAUGUUCUUAAGUCUGAUCUGACUUGGAGAAGAUUAAUUCAUGCUAUUCAUGAACAGAGUUUAGCAAUAUUAAAAUCUUCUCAAGAGCUGGGAGUGAUGGAUCUGGUGAAACCUGUGAUCGGCAAAACAUCCUGUGAUUCAAAUUACGAUGACUUCUUACCUCUUCAUACAAAAUUAUUGAGAGAGGGCGUAGAAAGCCUCAAAUUGGAUCUCAAGGAAUUGUCCAUCAUAAUUUCAAAUUUGAUGUCUGCAGUUAAUCAUAUCUUUGCCAGUCCUGCACAAUCUGGUACUGCAGAAUCUAAGCCUUUUUCUGUGUCAUGUAUAUCUUCAAAACCUCUGCCUUUGGAAUAA
Messenger RNA from Cryptomeria japonica (Japanese cedar), 1005 nucleotides. RefSeq names its product GDSL esterase/lipase At5g03610-like. NCBI's taxonomy places the organism in Eukaryota, Viridiplantae, Streptophyta, Pinopsida, Cupressales, Cupressaceae. The transcript is spliced from 6 exons. The coding region runs from base 1 to 1005 and encodes 334 amino acids. Gene Ontology annotation, molecular function: hydrolase activity, acting on ester bonds. The record is from RefSeq and is a predicted model, not a curated record.